Molecule: messenger RNA, 1632 nt
Organism: Coniophora puteana RWD-64-598 SS2
Lineage: Eukaryota; Fungi; Basidiomycota; Agaricomycetes; Boletales; Coniophoraceae
Exons: 13
Coding region: 1-1632 (543 amino acids)
Source: RefSeq, a predicted model, not a curated record
AUGUCUAGCUCUUCUCUCAGCCCCAGCCCCUCUCAGGGUUCGGUACCGCCUCAAGUUCCCCCGGACUCGCCCGUAUCCGUGAUGCUGUUCAACGCUGCGGAGAUCAUUGGUCCCAUAGAAAUCGGAGUGAUAGUGUCGAUGCUGCUGUACGGGUGUGCACUGAUUCAGGCGUACGUCUAUUUCUCAAAGUUCAAGUCAGAUCCACUGUUCUUCAAACUUGUGGUUUUUGGGACGUUGGCUCUCGAACUUGGCCAUGGCGCCUGCGUGUCGAGCCUCCUGUGGACAGCGACUAUCUCUACGUAUGGCCAUCCACAGUCACUCGCCGUCUUCCCGUAUUCGGCGGACGUGACGAUCAUUAUCACCAUUCUCGUGCAGCUCCUUGUGCAGGGCUUCUUCAUCUACCGCCUUGCCAAGCUCUGCAAAACUUGGUACCUCCCGGUGCUCUGCGUCGCCCUGUGCAUCGGCGGUCAUGGCGUCGGGUUCUACGUCUCCGCGCGCGCCGUUGCGAUGACCUCCCUCGCCGAGUUCCGCUCCACGCAGAAGGUCGCAAUCCUCCUGUCGCUCAUCCUCGACGGCGUCCGCGACGUCGCCGUCACCGCUGGGCUGGUGUUCUAUCUGUGGCAGAUGCGGAGGCAGUCGUGGGGACGGUCUACGCGGUUCCCGGGUGAGAGGUUCGACAGUGUCCGACCCGAGUUUCAUAGGACGGUGAAUACACUGGAUCUGAUCGUGCUGUGGACGGUGGAGACCGGGUUGAUCACGACGGUUUGCGAUGCGCUUGUCGUCGUCUUCUUCUUGGUUAAAGGCGACACCUUCAUAUGGGUCGGCAUAUAUAUUGUCUUGGGGAACAUAUAUGCAAACUCGCUUCUGGCAGCACUCAAUAGUCGCCUAUUGUUCCGCUCUGAUUCAUAUCAGGGUAGAUCAUAUGAGCUCGAGCAGGUCGAUAGGCCAACUACGCAAAGGUCUAUGGUUGUCGUUCAUCGUGUUACCCAACAACACUACGACACGGAGAAGAUGGGCCCCGCGUAUGUUCGUCGAAGCGAUCUGUUUUCAGUUGGGGAUGACACGGGCGAUGACGGAAACGACAAGAACGUCUUCCAGCAUGUCUACUUCAUCAUCGCCAUUGGAUUGGCUCUGCUGUUGUUCGCAGCAAGAGUAUGGGUGCUCCGCCGCCGUAAUCGGCCCCUCACAGAAUUCUUUGCUGUGACGUCUGGCCCCUACUCUGCGCCCCGCGCCGCACCUUACAGUCCUGACUACGUCUACUCCUCGUACCGAAGUCCGCAGGGCGACUCCUUGACACCUAUCCCCCAGGCGUACAUGCCCCGGCGAGCCCGGGUUCGUGCAGCAGACAUCGAUGAGGGCGGACGACGGCUGGGAGGGCCAGACAUUGAUGACGUGGACUGGGAUGGGAAGGACGUGCUGCCUCCGUACGAUAACAAGGGACGACCUCCGGUGUACAUCGAAACGGUCCCUUCUCCUGCUGCACCUCCCCCGCCCGUCGGAGAGCAUCCUCAUUCCCGGCCCGGGGAUCCGGUCGAGGACCAGGAAAGAGAUGCACAGAGCGGUUCCAACCGUGAGCUCCCUGUCAUGGAGGAGGACUCGCAUCCAUCUACGCAGCCGUCUUCGACUAGCUAA